UCAUGCAGCAAGUAUUCUUUCAAGAAAAGCGCGAUGAGAAGCACCCUCUGCUUGAAAAUCGUGGAUCUGGUCCCGACGGGGCCCAUCCAUAUCACCGGAAGAUGCUUGGUUGUCCAUGUCCUGCGAUUUCGGCAAUGAUAAAUCAUUCUUAUUUGAAGGUGAAAGAUUCCAGUCAGAAAAUCCCAGUCCACAAGUUAAUGAUAGCUCUUGUAGAAUGUUACAACCUCAGUUGGACAUUUGCGAUAGUAUUUGCAAUAGUGGGGACACUCCGACUGGGUAAACUGUUUGGGUUUAGCAUCCAAGAGCUCGGUGAACAUGGAAAGAUUGAGCAUGACGCCAGCAUGACUAGAUUCGAUGCCGACAAAGGAAAUGCCUUGGAUCCCAGCCCAGAAUUGAUCGAUCAGCUGUUUCAAUCUUUGGGCUCGGGAGUCGACUCCAAGAACAAAGUCGUUACGUUGGAAGAUUUCGCCAAGAAGAAAUUGGAAUUAGAAAGCCGAUUGACGAAAUUCGAAAAUCAAUCAAAGGAUCAUAUUAACCUCCUAGGGCGAGGGGAAGUUUGCUUGGCCCUUCAAGCGAAUCUUUGUCUCCGGUCCGGCUCUGAAUCUCCCAAAGCCGGGACUGCAAGUUCGGAUGAAGGUAUCGCAGCAAAAACCGAUUGGAUGAGAACAUGGUUCACCGAGGAACGACUACCGGUUGAACAGGGAUGGAAGAAACCGGUUGCAAAGAUAACACUUCUAGGCACUUUGGCAUUAAUGAGAGAGAUGAAAGCACAUCAAGAGAGGUUAUCACGAAAGAAAGGAGCCUUGAUGUUUUCGUAAUCUCCAAAAGUCAUUAUAUUUUCCACAAGUUAUUAUUGUAAAGAUAAAAGCAAUGUGUUCACUUUUACAAACAUGCAUGGAUGAUGUUGAAUUUGAUCAGACUAGUGUCUAAGGGCGGUUGCGCCGACCAUAUAUAACACAUAAUUAUAACACUCUACAAAUUUGGACUUAGCCCAG
Puccinia graminis f. sp. tritici CRL 75-36-700-3 is the source of this 995-nucleotide messenger RNA. RefSeq lists its product as uncharacterized. Gene Ontology annotation, molecular function: peroxidase activity. The transcript has 6 exons. The annotation marks the transcript as partial. NCBI's taxonomy places the organism in Eukaryota, Fungi, Basidiomycota, Pucciniomycetes, Pucciniales, Pucciniaceae. The record is from RefSeq and is a predicted model, not a curated record.